Messenger RNA from Megalopta genalis, 2717 nucleotides. Its product is annotated as cytochrome P450 6A1. Gene Ontology annotation, molecular function: iron ion binding; heme binding; monooxygenase activity. The record is from RefSeq and is a predicted model, not a curated record. NCBI's taxonomy places the organism in Eukaryota, Metazoa, Arthropoda, Insecta, Hymenoptera, Halictidae.
GAACGCACACGUAAUAAGUCCUCAAGAAAUUCUUACCGAACCACAGAACUAAACGUCGUCCACGCUCAUAGAAUCUAAUUAAGCAAGUCUUGUGAAAUUCUGCACUUGGGUCAAGAACCUGUUUUAUUUUUCGUAAACUCUCCGGUUGUGUAAUGUUGACAUAAGAGUUGAUCAAGGAAGCCUACGAUCAUGACUGAAUGUCUUCAAAUACUCAGCGCCAUUGCGUUGGUGUUCGUUGCUGUCUAUUAUUACUUAACAUCAUCCUUCGAUUUUUGGAAAAGUAAAGAUGUACCUGGACCUGAUCCGAUACCUGUAUUUGGGAAUACUAAAGAUGUUUUCUUCAGAAAAAAACAUCUUGGCGUCUAUAUAAGGCAGCUGUAUGAAAAAUACAAAAAUGAGCCCCUUAUUGGAAUCUUUAUAAACAGUACUCCUAAUGCUAUCGUAUGUGACAUGGAUCUCAUUAAGGAUGUUCUCAUCAAAGAUUUUUCUGUUUUCGAUCAUCGUGGAGUCGUUAUUAAUGGGAAGGUGGAACCAUUAUCCGAACACAUCUUCAAUUUAGAAGCAAAGAGAUGGCGGCCACUACGGACAAGGCUCUCGCCUGUUUUUACAUCUGGAAAACUCAAGGAAAUGUUUCACUUGAUAAUGGAAUGCUCGGAGCACUUAGAGAAAUAUUUGGUGAAACUAGAAAAAGAAGGGGUGCCGAUAGAGUGUCGCGAGGUAGCAGCAAGAUUCACGACUGACGUUAUCGGUAGCUGUGCUUUUGGUAUUAACGUGAACGCAUUAUCGAAUGAAGAAAGUGAAUUUCGGCGAAUGGGAAAGAAGGUUUUCUCAACUUCGCUAUGGGAUACCUUAAGGUUUACAUUCCGAGAAUUUCUGCCGAAAUUAUACUUCUUUAUUAUGUCUCUACAACCGUAUUCGCAUCUUACUUCAUUUUUCGUACGAGUUGUAUCGGACACUAUCAAGUAUAGAGAAGAAAAUAACGUGAUUAGGCCAGAUUUCGUGAACAUGCUGAUAGAGUUAAGGAAUCACCCAGAGAAGUUACAAGAUAUUGAAUUGACAGACAACUUGCUAGCUGCGCAAGCGAUGGUCUUCUUCGCAGCUGGCUUCGAAACAUCAUCGACUACUAUCUGUCACGCUCUUUAUGAGAUGGCGCUGAAUCCGCAGGUGCAAGAAAAAUUGCGUGCAGAAAUUAAAGAGUUUAGUAUAAAAAACAAUGGCUCCAUCAAGUAUGAUGAUAUAAAAGAAAUGAAAUAUUUAGACAAAGUUUUUAAAGAAACACUGAGGAAGUAUCCUCCAGGAGCUUUGUUGAGGAGAAAAUGCAACAGCGACUAUACCUUUAGUAAUACGAAAGUAACAAUUCCUAAAGGUACUAGAGUAUUUGUUCCGGUAUUAGGACUUCAUCAUGAUCCCAGCAUUUAUCCAAAUCCAGAAGUCUUUGACCCAGAAAGAUUUAAUCAUGAUGCAGUUGCACUGAGACAUCCAAUGAGCUACUUACCUUUUGGAGAUGGACCACGAAAUUGCAUUGGUGCACGUUUUGCAGUUUACCAAACGAAAGUGGGCAUAAUAAAAACACUAGAAAAUUUUAAAGUCGACGUUUGUGGAAAAACAAUGAUUCCGUAUGAAAAUAAUCCACGUUCCUUAGUAUACGGUCCAAAAGAGGGAAUAUAUUUAAAACUAAGUGAAGUAACAAAUUGAGCUAAGACGUAAAAGAGAUUAAAACAAGGUUCAAAAUGUUAACAAACAGAUAUCAAAGUAUUAUUAAAACUACAAAAUUCGUUACAUUUCUCAUAAUUAUUGUGUCCAUGUGGUAAACAGCCGAAGGUAAUUCGGUAAAAUAAAGUAAGAAAGUAGUGUAUAAGUCUGUACUUCCGAAAUAGAUCUGUCGCCGAUCAAUAUGGCGUUUGGAGGGGAGAUGGGGGAGCAGAGUUAGACGACAAAUAUAAAAUAUUGGUUUCGGCCAUUUACUAGUUUUCAAGAUAUUAAUGAAAAAUCUAAACUAAGCUACUGUUGUUUACAGUACAAAGUUCGGGCCACAUUUUCCAUUUUAGAAUUUACUCUGGCACAGAGUGGCCAGGGAUUCCUAUAAUUGCCACGUGACUCCAUUCGUGACGUCAGGGAUCAGCAGCUGCGCAGAGUGGUUGAAGCGUCCGUUGAAGGGCAGCGCAGUAGACUUAUGUGAGUCACGUGACAACCUGCUUCAGCACGGUACAACAAUGCAAGGAAAUUGAUUUUGUAUGUCGAGCAGCGACGGUCGGUUUUUAUACAUUACCUUUAUAAUUGUAGCAUGGAGAGAUUCUUUUAAUAAAAAUGAAUGAUGGAAUCGGAUUUAUUAAUAAGCAAUCUACAUAUAAUAAUAGGUAUGUCGAUAAAUUUAUUCCGAUUCACAGCCUGUUUGAACCCAUUUUAAUACGUCAGAAGAAUCUCAGCUAUUCAUUGCAGCUACAAUUAUAAAGAUAUCCUUACUGAUAUAAGCCUGUCCUGACACUGUAUUAUAAAAUGUAAAAUAUAAAACGUAAAACGUAACACGUAACACACGUAACAGAUGUAAAAUGUAAAAUUUAAAUUUCGAUUUUUAACCGUACAGGACUGUGUCAUUACCAUUAAUACCAUAAACACUAAUUUAAAGUGCAACUUUCUUAAAAUGUCUGGUAUGAGAUCGUGCUAAUGUAAAACAAAUUGUGUGUGAGAAGAAAUAAAACCAAAAUGACAUUUUAAAA